Molecule: messenger RNA, 2133 nt
Organism: Notothenia coriiceps (black rockcod)
Lineage: Eukaryota; Metazoa; Chordata; Actinopteri; Perciformes; Nototheniidae
Product: brain-specific angiogenesis inhibitor 2-like
Exons: 17
Coding region: 1-2133 (710 amino acids)
Biological process (GO): negative regulation of angiogenesis
Cellular component (GO): membrane
Molecular function (GO): G protein-coupled receptor activity
Source: RefSeq, a predicted model, not a curated record
AUGCAAGGUCAGGAAGCCACCUCGUCCUCCAGUACCAUCCCACACAGCCAUGGAUCCAUGCACCAGUACCGGCCCACACAGUCAUGGUCGCGGCUUCUGUUUCCGGUCCCAGCAGCAGGAAGCCAGCUCGUACUUCUGCUCCGUGCCAUGGUCCCUGCUCCAGUACCGGUCCACACAGCCAUGGUACCGUGCUCCAGUCCCAUCCCACACAGCCAUGACCCAUAUGAUGAUGAUGAUCUGAAGGUGAAGACCCAGAGACCUCGAUCAGCUGACCAGCCAGGUGUGUUUCAGGCACAAACUGGCGACCCUGCGGCAGAGGAGUGGUCUCAGUGGAGUGUGUGUUCUCUUACAUGCGGGCAAGGCUGGCAAGUGAGGACGCGAUCAUGCGUUUCCUCUCCCUAUGGGACACUAUGCAGCGGAGCCCUGCGGGAAACACGCAUGUGCAACAACACCGCUUCCUGUCCGGGCGAUCCGGGCAUCUCUGGCUCAGUGCAUGGGCUUUGGGAGGAGUGGUCGUCAUGGAGUCUGUGCUCUGUGACCUGUGGGCGGGGCUCCAGGACUCGAACCAGGAAGUGUGUAAACGGAAGCGCGGCAAUGGCUUGUGGAUAUCCCGAGACUCAGACCAAACUCUGCAACAUAGCAGUGUGUCCUGUGGAAGGCCAGUGGUUGGAGUGGGGGCCGUGGUUGAAAUGCAGUGUGACCUGUAACACGGGAAGCCAGCAGAGACAGAGGCGCUGCAGUGCGUCUGUGCACGGCUGGGCUGAGUGUAAUGGGGAUCAUCAGGAGAGCAGAGAAUGCACCAACCCUUCCUGCAGUGGUGGAGGUAACUGGGGCAACUGGAACCACUGGAACCUCUGCAGCAAGACAUGUGACUCGGGUUGGCAGCGCCGCUUCAGGAUGUGUGAGGGGACCGGAGACCAGGGCUAUCCAUGUGAGGGCUCAGGAGAGGAGGUCCGGGCCUGUAAUGAGAAGAAGUGCCCUGCUCCUCAUGAGAUAUGUAACGAAGAUAACCUUCUCUCUAUGUCAUGGAAAAGGGCCUCAGCUGGAGAAACUGUCUACAACAAGUGUCCAACUAACGCCACAGGAUCUGCUAGUCGUCGUUGCAUGCUGGAUAAUAAUGGAGUUGCUUUCUGGGGUCCUCCGAGCUUCGCCAGAUGCGUCUCACUUGAUUAUAGAUAUUUACAUUUAUCUUUACGAGAGCAUCUCGCGAAGGGUCAGAGGACCCUGGCUGGGGAGGGCAUGUCUCAGAUCGUAAGGACUCUCCUGGAGCUCUUGCAGAGAGGGAGCUACUACAGUGGCGACCUUCUCUUUUCCACGGAGAUCCUGCGAAAUGUGACGGACACCUUCAAAAGAGCAACCUACGUCCCAGCUCCCGACGACGUGCAGAAACUCUUCCAGGUAGUCAGCCUCAUGUUGGACAUGGACAAUGUGGAGAAAUGGGAGGACGCCCACCAGGUCGCUCCCGGUGCUGCUUUGCUGAUGAGGAUAUUAGAAGAUUUCAUUCACCUCAUUGGAGAAGCCCAGAAGCCUUUCCAGAGUUUCUUGGUGGUCACCAACAAUCUCAUGAUAACCGUCCAGAGAGAGCCAGUGUCAGCCGUUUCCAGCGAUAUCAACUUUCCAGUGAAGGGCCGGAGAGGGAUGAAGGACUGGGCCAGAACAUCAGAGGACAAGCUCUUCAUCCCUAAAGAGGUCUUCAUCAACCCGGCUGAAGAGACAGAAACAGAGUCAGAUGCUCCGAUGUACUAUGUCAUCGGAGCCAUCUUGUACAGGACGUUGGGCACCAUCUUACCCGCACCAAACGCCCCUGCUGUGAUUAACUCGAAGAUCCUUACAGUGACAGUACGACCGGAACCACAACCCAGCAAGCCCAUGGUGGUGGUGGAGCUAUCACCACUUUUCAAUGGUACAUCAGAUCCACAGUGCAUUGUCUGGGACUAUGGCAACCCGGAAGCUGGCGCAGAAAACUGGGGCACAGAAGGCUGCCAAACGCUCGCGUCAACCACUGUCCACACCAAAUGCCUCUGCAGCAGGAUAUCCACCUACGCCGUGUUAGCGCAGCAAGCUAAAGACCCGUUGUUAUUCCUACUCAUGCCGCAGCUCCUUGACUGCUGCGCUCACAAAAUGUUCGCUUGA